Nicotiana tabacum (common tobacco) is the source of this 1230-nucleotide messenger RNA. NCBI's taxonomy places the organism in Eukaryota, Viridiplantae, Streptophyta, Magnoliopsida, Solanales, Solanaceae. The record is from RefSeq and is a predicted model, not a curated record.
AUGGAUAGGUUUGUCACAAGAACGAAUAUUGGGCAAUCAAGUUCUAGUUCUACUAAUUCAUCUAUUGCUUCAGCCAUAGCUCCGAAAAUUCAGAGGGACAUAUUUCUUUCUGAUCUUGAUUUAGAAUCUCUCAACGUUGAUCCGGGAGAUAGAAAGACUAUUAUAGAAUACAACCCUAAUAUACCUGAUAAAGGUCAACAUUCUAAGUGGUUGGAGUACAGUAUAUCAAAAGAUGCUGCAUAUUGUUUGUGUUGUUAUUUGUUCAAAAAUGAACAUGAAAGUCAUGGAAAUACGGGAGAUGCUUUUACAAAAAAUGGUUUUAAAGCUUGGAACAAGGCUAUUGAAAGAUUUAAAGCUCAUGUUGGAGAAGUAAAUAGCAUUCACAACAAGUGUUUCAAUAGUUUGCCAUUUCGUGGGCAUGAUGAGAGUCAAUCUUCUACAAAUAGAGGUAUUUUUCUUGAGCUUUUGCAAUGGUAUGGGGAUAUUAAUCGGGAUGUUGGAAGCAUUAUAUUAGAAAAUGCUCCAAGAAAUGAAAUGAUGUGUUCUCUAAGUAUUCAAAAAGAUAUUGUUGAUGCUUGUUCUAAAGAAACAAUCAAAGCUAUCAUUGAAGACAUGAAUGGGAAUUUUUUUGGGAUACUAGUUGAUGAAUCAAAAGAUAUAUCACACAAGGAGCAAAUGGCACUUGUUUUGAGAUAUGUUAACAAAGAAGGCGAAGUCAUAGAGAGAUUCGUUGGCAUUGUUCCUGUUAGUAACACAUCGGCUAUGUCAUUAAAAAGGGCAAUCUGUUCUUUUCUUUCUGAUCACUCAUUAAGUCCAACGCAAAUACGUGGGCAAGGUUAUGAUGGGGCUAGUAACAUGCAGGGAGAGCUAAAUGUUACUAAUGUCUUAAAUAUUGUUGGAGAAUCUUUUAAGCGCAGUGAUUUGCUUCGAGAACAUCAAGCUGAAAAGUUAGAAGAGUUGCUCAAAUCAGGUGAAGUGCAUACUGAACGAGGAUUAAAUCAAGAGUGUGGGCUUCAACGACUAGGUGAUACUCGUUGGGGUUCUCAUUAUAAGACGUUGGAUAACCUUAUUGUCCUAUUUCCAUUGAUUAUUCAUGUUCUUGAAUUUACUACACGUGAGUGUCCAAACUAUGCUGACAAAAUUGUUGCUGAAAGACUUAUGGGUAAGAUUAAGGAAUUUGAUUUUGCUUUUAUGUUGCACUUGAUGUUAAAUUUUAACAAUGACAAAUGA